AUGGGGCUAAUCAACCCCCACCAUCUCACAUCCAGUACUACUCCAUGGAUGGAAGAUGAAGGACAGCGCAUCGUGGAAGAGGCCACCCACCUGGCCCUUUACAGCAAUCACUGGGCCUUCAGCUCCAAGGCCUUCCAGAGCACUGUGCACCUGAUGCUGCCUGGGGAGAUUGGAACACACGCAGUGUCCAAGGGCACCAAGGCCGUCAUUAGGUACAAAAGCCGCAAGUGA
Molecule: messenger RNA, 231 nt
Organism: Orycteropus afer afer
Lineage: Eukaryota; Metazoa; Chordata; Mammalia; Tubulidentata; Orycteropodidae
Source: RefSeq, a predicted model, not a curated record